Molecule: messenger RNA, 786 nt
Organism: Ramularia collo-cygni
Lineage: Eukaryota; Fungi; Ascomycota; Dothideomycetes; Mycosphaerellales; Mycosphaerellaceae
Product: probable RNA polymerase II transcription factor complex subunit
Exons: 1
Coding region: 1-786 (261 amino acids)
Biological process (GO): protein transport to vacuole involved in ubiquitin-dependent protein catabolic process via the multivesicular body sorting pathway
Cellular component (GO): ESCRT II complex
Source: RefSeq, a predicted model, not a curated record
AUGUCGUCGUCCCGUCGUGGAGUCGGGCUGAGCGCCUUUUCAAAUGCUGCCAUAUCAUCAGACAAAUAUGCCGCGCAUGGUGCCGCGCUCCGUCUUUCCCAUGCCGAUGCGCUCGCCAACCAGCUCGCAGUGUUCCAAGCAGCACUGCACAAUUUCUCUCUCACGCACGCAAAGGACAUUCGCAGUAACCCGUCCUUUCGCGCAGAGUUUGCGCGAAUGUGUCAUGCGAUUGGCGUGGAUCCGYUAGCAGGCAGCAACGCCGCAAACAAAACGGCGCAUGAUGGGAAAGCGGGCGGCAGCGUGUGGGCGAAGAUGUUGGGGACAAGUGUGAAUGACUUCUACUUUGAGCUCGGUGUACGCCUUGUCGAAGUGUGUAGGGAGAGUCGUGGUGAAAAUGGAGGUCUCAUUGCUCUGUCUGAAGCAAGAAAGCGAAUUGCAGGCGGGCGAGGCUUAGYGGGUGGAGGAAUGGAGGUCACAGACGAUGAUGUCGAGCGUGCAUUGCAGAGUCUCGAGCCACUGGGCGGCAUGUUCACAAUCAUGAAAUUGGGAAGUGGCAAGUUUAUCCGUUCUGUGCCGAAGGAACUGAAUCCCGAUCAGAGCAGGGUGCUUGAGGUCAUUCAGAUCAUGGGGUUCGUCACAGUCGGCAUGCUGAGAGCGAAUCUGGACUGGGAACAGGCACGAGCCGUGGCUGUUAUAGAUGAUCUCGUGGCCGACGGCAUGGUUUGGGUGGAUGAGCAGGGUGAGGAGGUUGAGUAUUGGAGUCCGGCUGGUAUGCACGAGGGGUGA